Messenger RNA from Pongo pygmaeus (Bornean orangutan), 7545 nucleotides. It is a transcript of the gene SLC1A3, whose product is annotated as solute carrier family 1 member 3. The transcript is spliced from 8 exons. The coding region runs from base 4174 to 5481 and encodes 435 amino acids. Gene Ontology annotation, molecular function: L-glutamate transmembrane transporter activity; glutamate:sodium symporter activity; neutral L-amino acid transmembrane transporter activity. Lineage: Eukaryota; Metazoa; Chordata; Mammalia; Primates; Hominidae. Gene Ontology annotation, biological process: L-glutamate import across plasma membrane; L-aspartate import across plasma membrane; D-aspartate import across plasma membrane. Gene Ontology annotation, cellular component: plasma membrane. The record is from RefSeq and is a predicted model, not a curated record.
CUGAGGUUGCAGUGAGCCAAGAUCACGCCACUAUAGUCCAGCCUGGGUAACAGAGUGAGGCUCUGUCUCAAAAAAAGAAAUAUAAAUAAAUAAAUCGAUAAAUAAAUAAAGAGAGGGGAUUAGCAAAUGUUAACAAGGUGUUAAAUACACAUUAGCACCAAAAUAAGACUUUGCCUUUCCUGUAAUCCAAAGAAUCAAAAGAGAAUUGAAAAGAAUGACUUUCUCACUGUGAUUUAAUAUUAAUUAAGGUAGGGUUUCCACACCACCAGAAUACCUAUCCCACUUUGGAAAGCACUGAUCUGGUGGUCCAGACAUUCCUGCAAUGUCCCUUCCAAAUGACUGUCCAGCUUCUUCCUGAACAUUUCCAAAGACAAGAGCUCUUAGAAAACUCUAACAAUACUUUUUUUUAAUGCAAAAUAAAACAGAUAAAUUUAAAAACCAGAAAAACAAAACACAACACCUCCCUCUCUGGUCCUCUCCUCUCCAUGUGACAAGCUCUAUGAUGUGUCACGUACUAUUUGGGCAGCUUCUUUUCAAAUCUAUAGACCAACAACUUCAGUCAAAUGUGGGACUCAAUGACUGUUGAAGGCAACAAGCUAGAAUCACCAGCAAAGGGCUUUCUUAAUUAAAAAUAAUAAAUGUUGUACCUCAAAGUAUGGUGCUUUGGCUUCAGAGAAAUGACAGUUACAGUAAGAGUGAACUAAAGUUUUGUCAUUUCAUGUAACACAAAAGGGCUAGACAAUUCUUAAAUCUUCAGCAUCUGAAGGGUUUGUCAAGGGCUUGCAAAAUGAGUCGAAAUCACUUAAGAGAAAUUUAAUAUCUUAAACUAUGCAUUGCCAUGGCUCUGGUGUAUGUCUGAGGCCUGUUUGAAUACUCUGAGCAUUUAUGGACAAGAAAAGGAGCUGUAGAUUUCACCACCUGCCCCCCUCAACACCUACCCGUACAUUGUAUUGAAAAAAAAAACAAAACUGUAUCUAAGCCAGGGAGGAGUUUCUUUAAGCUUCCCUUUCAUUCUCUGUAAAAUGUAAGUGAUAAGAUACCUGUGUCACAAGGUUGUUGUGAGGAUUUAUGCCUGGCACAUAGUGUGUGCUCAAUUAAUGGUAGCUGUUGGCGGUAAGAGUAGCAGCAAGAGCUGUCCUCUGGCGGUUCCCAUUGUAUAAAUGAAAAUUCUAGAGCAAGAAGACAGAGCUUCAAGUCAGGGGCACGGAACUAAGGCUCCAGAUUCCACAAGUCUCAUUUGUCUGUGAUCCCUGAAGCAACCACUUUCCUAUUAAGGUAAAUUGAAGAAACCAUAAAAUUAAUCUGGUAACAACAUGGGAGCCAGCGAGAAUUCCUACCUCAUUACUGGAAGGGAUAGGUUUCUGCCCUGCGGCAUGGAAUUCGAUUACCUUAUCACAGCUGCAUAAUUCUAAAUAUUUUCAUUGGUUAUACAACUGCUCUGUCUUUUCUGAGAAACUCAGCCCCAGUGUGUAGCACCCUGGAUUCCACGGGGCAGCAAAUUCCACACACUGCACCCAUGUUGUGAGAAGAGAUUUUCGAGCUGACCAAAACUUGAGGCGAACUGAGUCUCCAUCUUAACACUCAAACACACUUCAUGGCGGCCUGGAAACAAGGCAAUCAUUACGAAGCUUCAGCCCAGUUCUUCUGAAACCAACGUAUUGGGCCUGCUUCAUUGUCUCUCUAGGGGCUAAUCACAAACAUGUGGGAAGGGAAGCUAAGGAAUGCCUGUCUAGAAAGGGAGGUUGUAUAAUGUAGUGGGAAGAACCUAUGUGUGGGGUAAACUUUUUUGCAUCAUGUAGAAAGCAAAUCUAGGUAAUUAAAUGUGUGUGUGUGUGUGUGUGUGUGUAUUUAGGUUUUGGUGAGGUAUAAAGUCAUUUAAGUCUAGCUAUACCAAAAAGAAUUUACCUUUCCAUUACAGAUGAUUCAUUCAGUAAGCAUUUGUUGAGGAUUUUUAUGUGCCAGGUGCUUCUCUAGGAGCUGAGGAUACCAAAACGGAGAAGACAAGAUUUCUGCCCUCAAGGCAUUCAACAUCUGGUUGGGAGAUGGACUCAUGAUUGCAGUAUUCAUGGUAUCAGUGACAUGGGUAGUAUCAUCUCAAUGAAGGAACAACUUAGGGAAGGAACGAUGCACCCGUCUCUUGCCCUGCCUCUCCACUAUUCGGGCUUCCUUGCUGGGAAAUAAUUCUAUUAGCAAAGAAGGGGCUCUUUUUCUUUCUUUCUUUCUUUCUUUCUUUUUCUUUCUUUCUCUUUCUUUCUUUCUCUUUUCUUUCUUUCUUUCUUUCUUCCUUUCUUUCUUUCUGUUUCUCUCUCUCUUUCCUUUCUUUCUUUCUCUCCUUCCUUCCUUUCUUUCUUUUUCUUCCUUUCUUCCUUCCUUUUUUUUUUUUUUUUUUGCCCUGAAUUGUUUUCCUCUCACCUGAGUCUUUCACCAUUAAAUGCAGAAAGAACCAGAGGUGGGGCCCUGUGAAAUUCCCAAGAAAAGUCAACCUGAAGAACAUGGCCUCACAAAUGGGAAGUAAAUGAGAAAAGGUGCUUGAUAGGCUUUCAACGACAGAAACCUUCCCUUUCGGAGGGAGUUUGCAGGAAGGGAGCCAGGAGACCUGAGGAUCUCUGGGCUCAUGCAACCUUGCUCCCAGAGCAGGAAUGCCCUCUCCAGCCCCUGGAAAGUGGCCAUGGAGCUCCCCCGAAUGGUCCAUUCUUAGUUGGUCUCAACUAUGAAGUCUGUCUUCUGUGAGGUCCACCUAUUGGUCCUAAUUGUGUUAUUUGGCACAAUUAGGAUGGCAGUCUUUCAGAUGGUCUCAGGGGAGCACCUAGCAGUCUCUUGGGCACCUAAGCAUAAGCGAAGUGUCCCAGUGCUUCUUCUGUGCCUGUUCUCCAGGCCUUCCACCAUCCUCUCCGCCAUCCACUGUGCUCCCAGAGCUGAUCCUGGUACUCCAGAUGUCAUGUGACUGGGUAGGGACAGCGGUCUAGAUCCAAUCCUCUAUUAAUGCAGGCCAAGGUUGGGUCCGCUGCUUUACCAGCCACGACAAACCAUUGGCUUAGAGGACUUAAGCUUGUGAUCAACUAAAUCCUGCAGAACUGAGUGUGGAAAGAUUUUUGUGGCAAAAAUGGAAUUGUUAUUCAAUUAAAAGAUCAGUAAUAACAAGCACACGGCUUUGUUGUGAGAUGCUGCUUUCCAGAAGGCUUGAGCCUGUGCGAGUUAGAAAUUCUUAUUUGCUAAUUUCAGCAGCAUCAAGUGAGCCAGUGAUUUUGAUCAGUUCUGGUUUGGAAGAAAUUUUUGAAAAAUUUAAAGAAAAUGUAAAUAAGAAAGAAAAAUUUAAAGCUUCCUUUAUCUCUAGGAAAAAUAAGAUUUUUCCACUCUGAAAUUAUAAACUUAAUAAAUCUCCUUCAGAAUGCUGUGGAACUGCAGGUUUCUUCUGCUGAUAUCAUGGUUUCCAAGAGAGUGAGUUACCUGAUUAAUUCUGACUUGGAGGUUUGUGCCUAAGGAUUGGAGGUGGCAGGUUGGGGUUGGAGGCGAGGAAUACCUCCGAAAUGAGACACUGUCUUAGGCUCUUCUAAUUUCUAGAGCUCACAUUCUGAGAGGAUGCACUGUCCUAUCAGAUUAAUUGCACUACGUAGAGGUAGUGCCCAGACUCCAAUCCCUGCCCCCCACCCCAGAGUUCUUUAAUUAAUUGAUCUGAAAUGGAGCUUGGGAGUUGACGUUUAUUUGUAGUUCUCUAGAUGAUCCUAUUGUGCACUCACGGUUGAAAACUACCACUUUACAGUUUUUCCAGAAUUGUUGUUUCCUGGUGCCACAGUCCCCCACUGUUACUACUUUAGUUGAUACCUUUAUUAGUUUAGAUACCCCCUCGUCUAGGAAGCCUUCCCUGGCUUUCCCCUGCUAAUACAGGCUCACAGAGGUGUAGGUACGUUUCCACCUUAUCACAGUUACUGCAUCACAAUGAAAUGUACUGUUAACAUGUCUGUCUUCCUCAUAAAGGCUUCUUGAAGGUACUGUGUCUUUAUCUGGCACAUUCUUUGCGUUGCCUAGAGGACAGAGUAUGAAUUCUUGGCAUGACAAAUAAGAGCCUUAGCAGCCUUCGCAAGCCCCUCUACCAGCUUUAUUGCCUGCUGCUCUUCUGGCAGAAACGCUGUCCCUCUCUCAACGUCCUAAUGCCCUCAGCACUUCAUCCUUAGAAUGGCAGCGCUAGAUAGUAAGGCAUCAGGGAAGAUGGGAAUGCGAGCUGUAGUCUAUUAUAUGACUACCACCAUCAUUGCUGUGGUGAUUGGCAUAAUCAUUGUCAUCAUCAUCCAUCCUGGGAAGGGCACAAAGGAAAACAUGCACAGAGAAGGCAAAAUUGUACAAGUGACAGCUGCAGAUGCCUUCCUGGACUUGAUCAGGAACAUGUUCCCUCCAAAUCUGGUAGAAGCCUGCUUUAAACAGUUUAAAACCAACUAUGAGAAGAGAAGCUUUAAAGUGCCCAUCCAGGCCAACGAAACGCUCGUGGGUGCUGUGAUAAACAAUGUGUCUGAGGCCAUGGAGACUCUUACCCGAAUCACAGAGGAGCUGGUCCCAGUUCCAGGAUCUGUGAAUGGAGUCAAUGCCCUGGGUCUAGUUGUCUUCUCCAUGUGCUUCGGUUUUGUGAUUGGAAACAUGAAGGAACAGGGGCAGGCCCUGAGAGAGUUCUUUGAUUCUCUUAACGAAGCCAUCAUGAGACUGGUAGCAGUAAUAAUGUGGUAUGCCCCCGUGGGUAUUCUCUUCCUGAUUGCUGGGAAGAUUGUGGAGAUGGAAGACAUGGGUGUGAUUGGGGGGCAGCUUGCCAUGUACACCGUGACUGUCAUUGUUGGCUUACUCAUUCACGCAGUCAUCGUCCUGCCACUCCUCUACUUCUUGGUAACACGGAAAAACCCUUGGGUUUUUAUUGGAGGGUUGCUGCAAGCACUCAUCACUGCUCUGGGGACCUCUUCAAGUUCUGCCACCCUACCCAUCACCUUCAAGUGCCUGGAAGAGAACAAUGGCGUGGACAAGCGCGUCACCAGAUUCGUGCUCCCUGUAGGAGCCACCAUUAACAUGGAUGGGACUGCCCUCUAUGAGGCUUUGGCUGCCAUUUUCAUUGCUCAAGUUAACAACUUUGAACUGAACUUCGGACAAAUUAUUACAAUCAGCAUCACAGCCACAGCUGCCAGCAUUGGGGCAGCUGGAAUUCCUCAGGCGGGCCUGGUCACUAUGGUCAUUGUGCUGACAUCUGUCGGCCUGCCCACUGACGACAUCACGCUCAUCAUCGCAGUGGACUGGUUCCUGGAUCGCCUCCGGACCACCACCAACGUACUGGGAGACUCCCUGGGAGCCGGGAUUGUGGAGCACUUGUCACGACAUGAACUGAAGAACAGAGAUGUUGAAAUGGGUAACUCAGUGAUUGAAGAGAAUGAAAUGAAGAAACCAUAUCAACUGAUUGCACAGGACAAUGAAACUGAGAAACCCAUCGACAGUGAAACCAAGAUGUAGACUAACAUAAAGAAAUGCUUUCUUGAGCACCAGGUGUUAAAAACCAUUAUAAAAUCUUUCCAUCUCAUUACAGCUUAUUCGCUCCAGCAAGCCCGUUAUCUUCCCUUUCCUCCCUUCUGAUAAGACUGGAAAGUAAUCCUCCAAAAAACAAGGGAGGAUUUUGGGUGGCCAAAGUGUAUAAUUUUCAUCCCACAAUUGAAAUUUUUAAAUCAUUUCAUGUUAGUCUUACCUAAUAAGGUACCAAGAUCACAAAUAGUGUUGAUCAGAUCUUACAAGUUUAUGUGGCACACAAUCCUAUAAAUGUGAUUUUUUAUAUAAGUUAAAGAGACAAAUAGUAGGCUAAAAACAUUUUAAAAUCAACUUUUGUAAUUUAAAAAUCUUUCAGAAUACAAUUCAGUUUUAGUUUCAAAAUGUUAACAACUUGAAUUACAACCGGUUAUCAGUUGGACAGUAAGAUUUUGUCCCUUUCUCUUCUGACUGGUAUACCUAUUUCAUUAGUAGCUAGGUGCACAUAUACAUCUAGCACAGCUGUGAGGAGAGACAGAAGGCAAAGUUUCCAUGUAGCCUUGAGUAAGUCCCAUCUCACCUCUAGGCCUCAGUGUCCUCAUCUAUAAAAUGAGGGACUUCCCUAGAUGUCUUCAUGGUCUCUUCCAGCCCAGACAUCUUGUGAUGUCAUGAAAGCAGCUGCCCUCUAUUUCCCCUCAGAACACCCUGUACCAUCCAUGGAGCACGAUGCCUUCAGAAAAGACACUUCAAUGGGAGUGAACAUUUCUAACUAAGGACAGGAUGGCUGUGUGUGGUGGUCACCAGGUCCUGUGAGCAAAGUGCAGGUUAUGCAAGUCGCCAGGCAGGAGGCCAUUCCAGGAGUGGGAUUAUUCAUAAAACUCUUUGCCCAGUUCAUCCCAAUGGGGGAAGUAUUCCCUUCUUUCCUACUCUGGGAAGAAUGUCUCCUGCCACUCCUCAACUGAUGAUAGACUUCGAAAACAGAAGAGAAGACUAGCAGCUAGCAAGGGUGCUUGUGGUCACACUGUGGAACACUAAAGAGCUAGGAAAGAGUUGAGCACAGGCAACAUUACAAACAAAGGAUUUGAAAACACCAAGAGUACAGGACUUCUUUAAGGAAGAAUAAAAAAGAAGAGGUUCAUUUUUCUGGCUUUUUUUCUCAACUGAAACACUUUUUUCUCUUGAGUCCAAAAUCAUUCCCCCAUGAAGUCUGCCUACCAAAACAUAAGACGACUUAUAUAUUUGAAGGAAGUCAAAUGAAUGAGCUCUCUAAUAGAAGUGCAUGAGUUGAGUGGGUAUUUCUUAUCUGAAAGUGUUUUUCUUUAAUCAAAAGUCCUUAGAAUGAGGAAAACAAAAUAUUUAUUUGUUUUGGAAUCCCACUUAUCAAAUAAUUCAAAACUUUCAGCUGGAGUGGGGUUUGCUUUUGUUUUGUUUGUGUCCAUAAGAGAAAUGGUAGAAGAUGAAUCAGUAUGAAGACACUGUCAAUGAGGUUAUGAGAAGAAACAGCAGGGGCAUUAGUUUCAGGCAAGGCAGCUCCCAGGUUUAGAGAUUAAUUUUUAUCCCCUAAGGAAUAUCCAGUCAAAGACGCUGAGUGGGAGCUGUCAGGCAGUAGCAGCUGUGUUUGAGUUUCUGGCUGAAAAUGGUGAAGAAUGGACUUAAUUAUGCUAACAGACUGAAAAUCUAGACAUACAUCCUCUGAUAUACAAUUAGAGAUAUUUUUAUAUAGACCCCAAGCAUUCUGUGUAUAAAAGUUAACAUUAGGCUGUGGUGCAGUAACCAUUUAAUGUCGAAGCUCUAUUUGGGAAAUACACUACAAAUGUUAAAGUACGUGGCUGUCAUCUUAAGACACUAGUAGAGCAAAGACUUAAUCAUAUCAACUUAAUUCUGUUACACAAUGUAUGUUUUUUAAUAUACUAACCAUUUCUUAUGGAAAGGUCCUGUGGGGAGCCCAUCCUCUCGCCAAGCCAUCACAGGCUCUGCAUACACAUGCACUCAGUGUGGACUGGGAAGCAUUACUUUGUAGAUGUAUUUUCAAUAAAGAAAAAAAUAGUUUUACAUUAA